Erpetoichthys calabaricus (reedfish) is the source of this 5955-nucleotide messenger RNA. Its product is annotated as zinc finger and BTB domain-containing protein 7B-like. The record is from RefSeq and is a predicted model, not a curated record. Lineage: Eukaryota; Metazoa; Chordata; Cladistia; Polypteriformes; Polypteridae. Gene Ontology annotation, molecular function: protein binding; RNA polymerase II cis-regulatory region sequence-specific DNA binding; DNA-binding transcription factor activity, RNA polymerase II-specific. The coding region runs from base 382 to 2076 and encodes 564 amino acids. The transcript is spliced from 3 exons. Gene Ontology annotation, biological process: positive regulation of gene expression; regulation of transcription by RNA polymerase II.
AGGACACUCGCUUCCUGGUUGUAUGUUAAGGAGGAGCUGGAUAGUUUUAUUAUAAUAAUUAUUAAAUGUUUCUGAAGUUGGAGUAGAAGAAAAAAAUAAAAUAAAACAAGAAGUAAUACUUGGCACCGAUUUAUAAAUCGGCAUACAAAGUGUGAUCAGAAGAACUGCUUAUUUUACGGUUAUUUUAAAAUUAAUAUUUAAGUGUUGGCCACCGGUGAGCCGGUGUGUCUCGAAUGGGAUUGGAACCCCUGCUGUCGACAGCCAGGUCCUGAAAUCUGGAUUAUUUCGGUUGACGGGUUCCAGGAAGUGUCUCGCCACAGGUAGGAGAGCCGGGGCUGCGCAGGUGAAAUUCGCAGGACGCCGGCGAAUAGGAGUAUCAGCAUGGGGACUUCUGAAGAUGGCCUUAUCGGAAUCCCCUUCCCUGACCACAGCAGUGAUAUUCUUUGUUGCUUGAAUGAGCAGCGACGGGCUGGGCUGCUAUGCGAUGUCACAAUCAAAACACAAGGAUUGGAAUAUCGGACUCACCGUGCUGUGCUUGCAGCAGUUAGUCAGUACUUCCGUAAAUUGUUUACUGCUGGUCACUUUACUGGAAGCUCACGCUCUGUCUGUCAACUUGACUGCGUAAAACCUGAAGCCUUGGAUGCUCUUCUAGAGUUUGCAUAUACUGCAACACUUACAAUCCGCAGCUCCGGCAUGCUUGACGUCCUGAGAGCCGCCCGCUUACUAGAAAUCCAGUGUGUUACAGAUGCUUGCCUUGACAUCCUGCGAAGCAGUGGGACAGAUACAUGUGAGAUAACAGAAGAAGAGGAAAUCCUAUCCCUCCAUCCAGUUAAUGGAGAAGGUGAGAUCCCUGGGCUUGAGCAGGAAACAAGGCUUCAAUAUCCAGAGCAUCUUCUAAAUAUGCAUAGCGAGAAUGGAAAUGUGGCUUAUGAAGAGACCAUUUCAGCAAUUCACAGGGGAGUAAUAGUAGAUGGUAGCAGUCCAAGGAGGGAAAGAAAGAAGAAAAAAAAGAUCACUUUGGCCCCAAAUCCACAUUCCAUUUCCCGGGAAUACCUGAAUAACUGCCUUUACAAGAAUGAGAUAGGAGUCAUCUGUAAAAGAGAUGGCCAGGCAGUUCAAGAGGAAAGAAAAGAGUAUAUCAAGGAAGUGGACAUGAGAGGUGAAGAGACUAACCUUGUAUUCAAUGAAAACAAUAAUGUGCUUCCCCACAGGAAGGCCAUACAUGAGCAGCAGGCACUUAAUGGCAUAUACAGUCAGAAAAGACGUUACCAGCGUUUUAAGCAUGAAGAAAAAUUCUCUGAUGAUGAGCAUAUUGAUGGGGAUUCUCUGGACAUGUUUUAUAACUCCCGUGAAUCAGAUUUCACUCUUGUAGAAGGAGCAGAAUUGUUGGAGUCUUCUGGAGCCACCCCUUCGGUCAGCCCUUCCCAUCUAGAUAAAGGAGUACGGAAGAGAAAGUCACAGACUCCACAGCAGUGCCCAGUUUGUCAGAAGAUAAUUCAUGGUGCAGGCAAGUUGCCACGUCACAUGAGGACUCACACUGGAGAGAAGCCGUUCCAGUGCAACACCUGUGGUGUGCGGUUUACCAGGAAUGACAAACUGAAGAUUCACAUGCGCAAGCACACAGGUGAAAAACCCUACCUGUGCUCGCAUUGCCCAGCCCGUUUCCUGCAUAGCUAUGACCUCAAGAAUCACCUGUCUCUUCACAGUGGAGAUCGUCCUUUUGAGUGCUCGCUUUGCCACAAAGCCUUUGCCCGUGAUGACCACUUGCAACGUCACCUCAAGGGACAGAACUGCCUAGAAGUGCGCACUCGUCGACCACGUAAAUCCGUGGUUAGUCUUCCACAUGUCUUGGAUGAAUCUGCACCACCUUCUCUUUUACAGAGGUAUGGCAGUUCUGACAGCCCAUCUCCUGCAUACAAUAUGUGCCAUACAGGUAUGCCCAUCUUCUCCAACUUCAUGGCUGCAGAGAGGCAUCAGUGGAUGACCUCUGGAUCAGAAAAUCCAGCUGUUGGCUCACCUUCCAUCAAUGUGUGCUGGGACAGGGAAAGGCAGGACUCUUCAGAUGAUCCUUGCUGAUUGAGCCAGCUAUAUAGUGCAAAUUUUUCUGGCCCCAUUUAAAAGUGGAUCUCAGUCUGGUUGUGCUCUCAAGCAAGUCACCAAAGAGCAAAUCUGGCUUGCCACUGUCUCUCACAAUUUUGCAAUGAAAAAAAAAAAAGCACUUAAUACUGUUAGCCUGGGAAAUCCACACAGGAAUUUGGGUAGUUGGGUGGUCUGGGGUGGGGAGAACAGGUUCUAUGGAAGAAAUCGACCCAAGAUUGUAGGCAAUAACUGAAAUUUCACCUUUAUCAUUUUCAUGUUUUGUGUGGUGUGGUUUGUUUGUUUUUUCCUAAAUUUGAAGAUAUUCUUAUUAAUAUUAUAAUAUAGUUCUUACUAUGGUUACUGUGGUGGGUGUGUGUUGCUCUGGGCUUGUUGGACAUGAACCGGCAAUCACUCCUGCAACUUCUUUGGGACAGAGUGAAGAAUACUUUUGAACUUUAUGCUUGAGAGUCCACAGAGAAUGUUCCAAAUGUGCUGCGAUGCCAUCAUGACUAAGGAUUGCAGAAGCACUCUUGUGAUGCUACGGCUUCCCUGGUGGGAGUACCGUCUCUGUCUCUCUUUUUCUCGAGUAUUUGCCAGGUUUUACUAAAGGGAUUUGAAGCUUUGGUGAGUUUCCUAUUGCGGUGCUUGGGGAGCUCCUUGUGGGAAUAACUUGUUUACUGUAAGCAGGCCACAGCGCACCCUCAGAUGCUGUGUGGAGGUGACACAGCUGCUCUUCCAGUGUGUGCCUGCCAUUUGCAGUCUCUUUUGACUGCUCCAGAUAAGGGCUUUUCAGCAAUAAAACAGGGUCUGCAAUAAUCACAGCUCAAAGAGCUGACUCAUGUAUAUCCCAGUGAGGCAGCAGCCUCCUGUAGAAAAAAAUAAAACAGAAAAGUUUGUCAAAAAACGUGCUGGGUAAGAAUUUAGAAAGGAGCAAAGGACAAGAAAGAGAGCUGGUAAUGGUGCUUUCUAGUCUUCAUCAAAGAAAGAAUGUUUCUGAUGCUGCUGUCCACAUAUUGAAUUUGGUAUACAAACACCAAGCUGAAGGGAUUUCUUCUCCUCAAUAUGCCAAUUGUUCCGCCUAUUUUUGUACACCCCAUGGCAACAGAAGACUCACACAUGCUCCGUUCAGAUCCCUAAUGCACUUGAAAUUUUAAUUGUGCCUGUCAUGGCAGUUCUUUGGUCUUUGCACCAAAGGAACAAGUCAGCGAUGUGGGACUAUCUGAUAAUCUGAAAGCACAGAGCAGGCAAUCAAGUAGCACUUUUUUAUGUUUGCCUUCAGCAUUUCCAGUGCCAGAUGUUACUAACUUUGGUGCAGCCUCCUCUAUAGCUUACCUUGCCCCAUAUUACAAGUUAUAGAGUGGGCUACCAAUGGGUGUCUUUAUGUAAGUCUAACCAAUCUUAAUUUUGCACUAAACUUUUUUGAAGUUUCCCUGAAAACCGAAUGCUUUUCAAACUGGACGCGCCCUUUUUACCAAGGACCUUUUACUAGUUUGGAGUAGGAGGGGUGCAUGUGUAAAACCUGUCACUAAUGAAUCCAUUUUGGGCACACCAUGGACUCACCAUGGAAACAGUACUGAAUCUCAUACUUAUUGCUCAACAUAAAAAAGCAGAGACUUCCCUGGCCCUGGUGGAGCUGUGUUCCUCUCAGUGGGAGGAGGAGGAGGGCCUCUUUGUGACCUGAGGUGAACUUGAAAGAGUUGAUUCUGCUUAUAGAUAAUUUUCUAACUGCUUUCACUCUGUUAAAAUUGUUAAAAUGAAGUUUUUGUAUUUUUUUUUUUUGUAUUAGAUAUGUUUUACCUAAUUUAUUUAUUUUUUAUAUUGCUUGUACAUUUCUGAUUUGACCUUGACUACUUAAAGGUGUGUUUUGAAUUAUUAUUUUUGUUAUAAUUUAUCAGAGUUUUUAGAUCCCUGGUAAGCCUGAUACUCUGAAUGUCCGUGAUUAUGUUAGGUUGGAUCAUCAGGGUUUGCUUAAAGCUGCCCUGCUUCCCUGUGCAAAUCUCUAGCAAUAUUCCUUUUUCUUUCAUUUUCCCAGUGUGUAUGUGGUGUCCAAAGUGGGAAAGAUGGUGCUAGCUUAACUAUAAGUUUCCCAGCAAUCAGCUCACGAAAACCAUCUUCUUUAAAGCACUGGGAUCACCAACUUGGUAUGCAGCUUCUCGGCCAGUUUACUCAACUCAACUCAUGGUGGCAGCAGGUUUUCAUUGUAACUAGUCCCUUUAGACAGAGAUAAGGGUAGCAUGUUCUUUCCAUAAAUUUUAGAAUUUAACCAACUUGUAAAGCUGUGUAUUAAUUGUGACACGCUUGUCCACACAUGUGCUUACUCUGCAGUGGGAUUAUUAGCAUUUUUCUGUUAUUCUUUUUGUAUAGUGCAGUCCAUUUAUAUUUUACAGGCUUGGGUGUAAUUGAUAGUCAGUGGGCAAUGUUCAUUAUAUGCCACUAUAUUGGCUUACUGAAGUUGUACAGAAACAUCCGUCACUGAGAGUGUGACAAGCACAUCAUAAAGGUGGAAUGCAGUUCUGUGAUCUAAAAUUGUUGCAUACUGUUCAUUUUUGAUAAGUAAAAACAGAACCUUGGGGGAAUGAUGAUAACUAAAUAGUAAUGGAGCUCAAUCAGACACUCACUUUAGUAGUCUCUGACUGGGGAGAUUGACUACAAUGAAUUUCUUCAGCCACUAUCACCCUGCAUCAUUUGAGUCGGCCACCAGGUUCUGGACGGUUGUCUUUUCCUUGUGUGCUCAUUUAAAGUUAACUUAGGUGUCAAAGCAAUUUGUCUUUGCCACUUUAGACAAGCAGAAAGCUGUAGCUUAAAUGCAUUUCUUCAGGGAUGUGUAGCUUUUUGUAAUACUUGACUUUUUUUUUUGUACUUUUUCAACUUUUAUUUAAAGGAAAUUGUAUGACGUACUGAAGUUCACAAAACACCAAAAUGAAAAGCUGUCAGUAUCAGACCCAUAAGAGAUUUCUGCUGUCUGUACUUUGGUGACAGCUGUUCUUCAUGUUUUCUUACUGGAUUUACUGUGAAGGCCUUGUCAUUAAGGAUUCAAUCAUUUUUUGAUAAUAUAAAUGUAAAUCAGAGACUCUAUAGGUAGGCAUCUGCCUUCUGGCCAGAUUCUUCCUCUGUGUAUCCUUAGGAUUUAUAGCAUGCCCUGAAGAAAAAAAAGUCUCUCCUUUGUGCAUCAUUUAAUGCAGUUUUGCUAAUGAAUUACAUAUUGUGGCAUAGGUAUGUGAUUUCCCUAAGAAAUAUGUCAAUUUGAUAUUCCUAAUGAGGCUAUUUAUUUUUGAGAUCUGCUGUGUAUUUAUUAUGUUAAAAAAUGUCCACCUUAUUUUCCUUUGAGGAAACAAGCCAAUAAUUUUAGUUCUAGUACACUAUGCAUUGGCUUGAAAGCUCUGCACUAUUGACGUAGGUGGGUUGGGGUGGGUGGGGAGUAAUUAAAUAAUUUUUACAGAAAUCUUGGACUUUUAAGAAAAAUAUAAAAUGUUUAAUAACAAAGAUAUAUAUCUAUAUAUAUAAAAUAUAUAUAAAUGUUAAUAUAUUAUUUGAAUUAAAGGUACAUACUAGUUUAAUGGUACUGUUCAAGAAAGUUUCUCAGGAAAAUAAGCACAGAUAAGAACUAUAAUAUUUAUAUAUAGAGACUACAGAAAAUAUGGCUAUAUCAGGCAGUCCAGGGUGUUUAAAGUCAGUUCUGGGCUUCAAAGUUCUGGUCUUGAGCUGUUGCUUAGCUUGGGGGGAGGGUUUGGGGAUGGGCUCAAUUUCUAUUUUUGCUAUCAUUUUUAGCAGCUUGGUGUAACUGUUUUCCAAGUUUGUCAUUUUCUAAUUUUCUUUCUAAUGUGAAAUAAAUACAAAUGUAAGAUUUGUUUACUUAAUCAAAUGUCUGUUGUGUUU